Molecule: messenger RNA, 2084 nt
Organism: Nannospalax galili (Upper Galilee mountains blind mole rat)
Lineage: Eukaryota; Metazoa; Chordata; Mammalia; Rodentia; Spalacidae
Gene: Degs1
Product: delta 4-desaturase, sphingolipid 1
Exons: 3
Coding region: 113-1084 (323 amino acids)
Biological process (GO): ceramide biosynthetic process
Cellular component (GO): membrane
Molecular function (GO): sphingolipid delta-4 desaturase activity
Source: RefSeq, a predicted model, not a curated record
GGCCACGCCCCUACCCCGCGUCCCUGCCGCCGUGCCGGUGGCCGCGGACUGGAGCUGCGGCGGCCGUCACCUCGGACCGAGAGGAGGCCGAGUGGGUUCGCACGCCGCUGCUAUGGGGAACCGCGUGUCACGAGAUGACUUCGAGUGGGUCUACACCGACCAGCCCCACGCCGACCGGCGCAAGGAAAUCCUGGCAAAGUAUCCAGAGAUCAAAUCCUUAAUGAAGCCAGACCCCAACCUGAUCUGGAUCAUAGUCAUGAUGCUCCUCUCCCAGCUGGUUGCUUUUUACUUGGUGAAAGACAUGGACUGGAAAUGGGUAAUUUUUUGGGCCUAUGUCUUUGGCAGCUGCCUUAACCACUCAAUGACUCUGGCUAUCCAUGAGAUUUCCCACAAUUUCACCUUUGGCCACCACAAGGCUCUGUGGAAUCGCUGGUUUGGAAUGUUUGCCAAUCUCCCUAUUGGGCUUCCAUACUCUGUUUCCUUCAAGAGGUAUCACAUGGAUCAUCACCGCUACCUCGGAGCUGAUGGCAUUGAUGUGGAUAUUCCUACUAAUUUCGAGGGCUGGUUUUUCUGCACCACUUUCAGAAAGUUCGUGUGGGUUGUUCUUCAGCCUCUCUUUUACGCUUUCCGACCACUGCUCAUCAACCCCAAACCAAUUUCUUCUCUGGAAAUUAUCAAUACUGUGGUGCAGGUCAUUUUUGACAUUAUAGUGUACUAUGUUUUUGGAAUUAAAUCUUUAGUCUACAUGUUGGCAGCAUCUCUACUUGGCCUGGGUUUGCACCCGAUUUCCGGACACUUUAUAGCUGAGCAUUACAUGUUCUUAAAGGGGCAUGAAACAUACUCAUAUUAUGGACCUCUGAAUCUUCUCACCUUCAAUGUGGGCUAUCAUAAUGAACACCAUGACUUCCCCAACGUUCCUGGGAAAAACCUUCCACUGGUGAGGAAAAUAGCAGCUGAAUACUAUGAUGAGCUCCCCCACUACAAUUCGUGGGUGAGAGUACUGUAUGAUUUUGUGAUGGAUGACACAAUAAGUCCCUACUCAAGGAUGAAGAGGCCUCCAAAAGGGAACGAGGUUCAGGACUAAAUGAAUGAACACUGUCAGAGCCAAAGGAAUUCCUCUCCAGAGCUUUAUGGUAGCUGAUAAGUGGAAUUUCUUUCUUGUUAAACUUCUGAUAAGUGAUGCUCAGAAGCUGCGCUGGCACAGUUCCAGCUAGGACCUCCAUGAUGUCAAGAGGCUGCCCCCGCUUGAAGCAGGCAGCUCAACUCCUGCACUCACCUUUGCUCAUUCAUUGUUUUAUCGUUACUGAGGGUGUCUUUACCCAUGUCUGUCAUAUUAUAAGCAUAUCAUAAAAAGCUUAUUGUUAUUUUCACUCUAUAAAGUUUUACUUGAUUAAAACAUUUAAUAAACUGAACUGUUAAUCACAGUCUAUUAAUACUCACUGCAUUUUUGUGUUUUAGUGUCUGUAUGAUACAGUCACCAGGAUCCUGAGGGAAUGCUUUAAGAUUUCAUUAAAAAUUUCUUUAAGACUUGAGCUCAUACAGUAUUGUAUACCCAUUUCCUCUGAAUUGAAGGGAAGAGGAAGGCUUGAAGACUCAGGAAGUACCCCAUCACAAAGUCCCUCCCCAGUUUAGAAAGACAGUAAGAAUCUGCUGGGGAGAGGAUACUCUGGUGGCACUGUCCGAACAUCAGAGCUCCAGGAAUGCAGCUCUUGUGAGUCAUCACCUGUGCUGGGGUGGGCUCUUCAGGGAUGCAGCUGCCUUUCAGUCACUUGUGCUCCUGAGUAGCCCCUCGCCCACACUCCUGUAAGUAACCCCAAUAAACUUACUGGUUUACCAAGCUAAACUUGGGUGGAAUCAUUUCUUUGAUCUGUCUUUGUUAUGUGAUCUAGAAUGGACAGUUUCCAUGUGGGCCCAGGAAAAGUCAUACACAUGUAAAAGGUUGAGAUGGAAGUGUCUCUUUGUAAGCUGAAUUACUGUUUAGUUUUUACUAUUAUAAUGUUUAUAAUGUGACCUAAAUUAGACACUGCUGGAUCCUGAACUGCCUUACUCAUGAAUAAAACCCUUAAUAAAUUUAAUUUCCAGUA